Diatraea saccharalis (sugarcane borer) is the source of this 5207-nucleotide messenger RNA. The record is from the annotation of a GenBank genome assembly. Lineage: Eukaryota; Metazoa; Arthropoda; Insecta; Lepidoptera; Crambidae.
AAUAUAUUAUUUCCAAGGACUACUAUAACGUCAAGACAAUUGGUAUUUGAGUACUUUAUACCAAAAAAAAUAUUUUUAAUGUUCAAGUGAAAUUCAUUUUACAUAUGAAAUGUUUUAAGAACUUUAAGGUUGGCUAAAUGGCUAUGCUUUAUUUCAGAAUCAAGCUUAUUUUGGUUUACUAUCAUAUUUUGCUGUAUUGUUGUAAGUGACACUUUUUUUCUAGUUAGCCUAAUAUAUAAUUGUGAAAGUAGACUCUGCAACAUUUUAAAUGUUUGUUAUGGAAAUAGUCAAUUAGUCACAGAUUAUUUUUUUAUAUGAUAAUUUAAAAAGGAUGGACGUUGAUGAAAGCUAAGAAAAAAAUAUGCUACUAAAAACACCAAUUCCUGAUAGAUGAAGUGGCAGGCAAUAGCUAGUAUAUUAUGAUUAUGUAUUUACUAUUGACAUACUGCUACUGCAUAAAUAUCUAUUUUUUCAUAGUAAAAAAAAAUAGAAAAUUCUAACAAUAAGAUUGUUUGUGAACUAUUAGCGGUAAACAAUAGCAUUUAUUUAUCUAUAAGUAUAACAUGCUAGGUCCAUACAUUCCCAUUUUUUUCGAUUACCUUCAACUUUGCACUUCCACUGAAACAACUCCCAAGUUAUUUACUCAUGUAUCUAACAUAAACAAUUAAAAUAAUCAUAAACAUGUAAAUAAAGAAAAAUAUUUGAAAUAAAAAACAAGAAAAAAAUUAUAAUUUUACAUUUAAAGGAGGUAUUUUAAAAACCGUUAAGCUUUCAAAAAUCAUUAGGAAAAUGAUGAAUAUGCUUAGUCUAUUGUUUUGAAUUAUUGUUUCUUAUUUAAUUGAAAGUAGUUAGCUUACCUUUAUCACCUGAUUUAUUGGAACCAGAUGCAUUGCUAGAUAAGCUAGAGUCAUCUGAAUCAUAGCCAAAUGCAGUAUUGUCUUUAUGGCGGUCACGGCGCUGAUGCCAGCGGCGCGGUGUACCGUGGCCAUUAGCAGGCGAGGCCCCUGGUACCUGCACCACCUCUAGAGGGUAGUGCCGUGCCUGCCGUUCUACUCCUACCAUAUACAUAGGCCCUGGCCCACCAAACCCUCCGUUCCCAUGGUAUAUCAUCGGUGCUCCCUCGUUCAUCGCCAUAAAUAUCUGCAGCCGAGAAGGUUAUCCGUCAGACCAAUUCGCCGGUUCAAUCACAUUUUUUUUCCAAUACCGACCUGAUUUGUGUUUGAAAAAUUGAUGGAAAUCGGACGCUUAUGAGCGUCUACUGCGUCAUAUUAAGAGUACAGUGCAAUGUUGAAUAAAAUAAUAAUUUUAUUUAUCUUGAAAUCCCCGAAAUUCGACACGAUUCUUCAGAGUUGAAAGUCUUCACAGUCGGCGAUGGUACUGGUCGCUGACAACGCACUUAUCUUUAGAGCUUCCACCGUACAAAUACAAAUAACUAACUUUUAUUACUUCGACGAGGUAACAAUAAGUCUACCCACGAAAUAUAGCGAACCAGUAAAUUCUAAUGAAAAAAAUUCGCCAUGACUUUUGGAAGCUACACUAUCGACAUCUGACGGAAAAAGGCAAACUGUCACACGUGAUUUUUUUAUCUAUGUAUUUGAAUUCUGUGUUCCAUUGCAGGCCAGUGUGUCGAAUCUUUAUUUUUUUUAUGAAGAAUAGUAUUAUAAAAAAGAUAUAUUUGUUAUAAAAACAAUUUUCGCUAUCAAAGCCAACGUCUUUUUUACUUUUAAUCAAGGAUGAGUGUACUUCUAUUUAACGUUAUGAUUACCAUGACACCAUGAUGACGAUAUUAUUUUGGAAUAUUUACUUACGGCAACAAUUCCAUGAAUUAUUGACAUUGACAGCUGUUUAUGACUGUCAAUUUGUCACACACGUAGAAAAUAGGAUUUUGCAAAAUAAAAAAAAUAGUUCACAAAAGAUUUCUUAUAAAUUCCUAAUAGUCUUUGAGCUUUUUUAUACUAAAAUUAAAAUAUAGAAAGUUUGUAAAUAGAGUGAUGACGGUGAAGAAAAACGAUGUAACCAUAAAAGUGCAGAAGUCAAUAGAAACAAAGUUUAUCGUAUCAUUGUUUGAUUACUUCUUUAUCUAGAAGAAAAAUAAAUUCAUAGGGAUGUCACAUUUUGGAGAUUUCAUGGACGGCGUCCCUGUUAAAAUAUCAGAAAAGUACAAAAGGCCGCCAGUAAUUGAACUGCCUUAUAGUGUUAACGAAUGUAUUUUGCGAGCUCAAAAUGUUGUAGAAAACGUCAAAUACUGCUCUACGUUUGAAAAAAAUGUACUUACGAAACUCAAAGAGCUUAAAAGUGCUAAAGAAACGAAGAAAAACGAAAGACGACACCGCUUGCAAUUAUUAGAAGAAGCCAAACAAAAGAAAUUAGAUGCUAUUGCUGCGGCCGAAGCUGAGGAGAAAUUGAAGCAGUUGAGUGUUUCUGAAGUGUCUUAUCCUAGUACAGAUGAGCUCAGUGCACUCUCACCAGAUGAAAAACAUGAACAAUGCGAUGUGCUCUUAAAACAAGAUUGUUCAGAAGCUAGUGACAUUGUGCAUAAUGAAAGUUCGUAUCUUUCAUAUAACACACAGGAGGCCCAGCCAGAUAUCCUUCAACCAAUUCAAGUUCAAGCUAACAACCCCUAUAGUAAUCUACUGGAUGAUCCAGACCCACUGCAGGAGUUGAAAUUGACUAAUAAAAUUGCUAAAAUUCCACAGUAUAGUAAAGUACCACAAUAUAGUAAUAUAGACACACUAACUUAUAAAGAUUUUGAAAAUGAUACAUCCAGCCCAUUUGAUAAUGUGGAACUGAAGACAAUAAAUGAUAUGGAAUUACUAGCUCAAGUUCUUCAGAGUCAGAGAGAUUCUUCUACAAGUUAUCAUACACAAAAUUAUGUACCAGAGCAGACAUACAUACCUAAUUGCUCUUCACAAGGUCAAGUUGAUGGGAUGACAUAUUUACCUAAUACAUAUGUAGAACAAUCAAUACAAGACCCUGGUGUUAUGUAUUUACCCCAACAUUACCCUGUCUCAAAUGGAUAUUAUGUGUCACCUGAAAAUAACUGUGACAAUACUAUGCCAACGGAGAAUAUGAAUAUGUAUUUAUCAAACUAUCAAUACUACAUUCCUACCAAUCCUUAUCCUAUUGUUGACCCAUUGUAUUAUAAUAAUCAACUACCAACAACUUCUACAGGCCCAAUACAAAAUGGUUCAACAUAUAUACCUCAGCCGUAUUAUUUCCAUGUUCCUCAAGUCCCAUAUGCUGCAGAUAACACAACAUAUAAUACAAUACAGAAUCAAAAUAUUCAAAAUAUUGAAAAUCAGAAUAUACCUUCUAACACUCGGAAUACAACAAAAUCAAGAUCCCGGAGUGUCCCUGAUAUUGUAAGAGAAUUGAAUGAAGAGUUAGCUUCUGCUAAGUUAAGGAUGAAUGAAAGGUCUUAUAAUGCUAGCCCAGCUCCUAAAAAUGUUCCUCGGUCAUGUUCUAGUAGUGAAAAGAAAGAAGAUAAGAAACACAGAAGGAAAUUAGAAAACCUACCUAACCCAUAUGAGAAAAUGCCCUCGCAACUACAGAAUAUGUGCCAGAAAAUUCAUGGUAUGGGCUUUCCACUAGAUAGAGUUGCCAGGGUUUGUGGUCUAUUAGGUGAUAAUGAUAAAAAGGUUAUUGAAGGACUUUUGAUAUUAGGGGAAUUAAUGGAUCUCGGCUUCACAGAAGAAAGAGUUUUGACUGCUCUUACAAAGCAUGAGUUUAAUAGAGACAAGGCUUUAGAUGAACUGGUUUCAUAAUCCAAAACACUGUAAAGAACUAUAGUAAUAUUAUAAUAGGUAAGAUCAUUAAAAUACAAUUUAUCUACUCAUAUCAAUCAAUAAAAUGUAAUUUGAAACAGUAGUAAAAUAAUAUUUUGUUGAAAGGUCAUUCCGAUCUGAGCUGGAAAUAAAAUUUGGAGGAUUAAGUUAAAAAAUAAUAUACUCAUGUUCACAACAAUAAAUCAUUAUGUUUAAUAUUGGUUCCCAUUUUUUAUAUUGAGCUAUCUAUAUCUUCACGCCAGAUCUCUUGUUGGGUAUUUUUGUAUAUUCAGUUAGAGCAUAAAGUCUUUCACUAAUAGUUAACAUUGAGAUGUAAAUUAUUUAGUAUUAAUAAUUGUGUUGUGAUAAGAAUCUGAUUCACAUUAACCUAUAAUUUAUUUAAAUACUAAAUCUUCAGAUUUACACUACUAAUAUAUUCAAUUAUUUAAAUUAUAUUUGUAAAUUAUUUGAUAACAGAAAAACAAUUUUGUAAGUAUUUGAUUUAAUAUUCAUUAAUAUGGGGUUUUUACGGACUAAAGUAUUCAGUUUUUUAAUGAAAUUCAAGCACAGAUGCAGGGAUUGCUAAAUCAGCGUCAACAACUAUCCAAAGUGGAUCAGAUUCAUGGUUAAAUUAAAAUUAUCAAAUAUGAAAUAAAAAGUAUUCAUUACUAUAUUGUUUCAUGGCAUUGCUGGUAAUGGUAAAUAUAUUUUGUAUGGUUUCAUUGUAUCAAUAUACUAAAUGUCAAUGUCACUGGGCAUGAUUGUGUUGCAUUUAUUAUCAUAAUAACAUACAUAAAUGAAAGAUGCAAAAACAAAAAUAUGAAUUUUAAUGAGUCAGAAAAAAAUAAGAAUUCCUCUGUUACUUGUAUUUAAAAUUAAAGUAGUGACCGAUACAAUUAGGCCCAUGUUGACUGGUGAAAGUAAAAAUAAAUAAGUAGAUUAUGUGCAAAUUGCUUCUAGUGUAUAUUGUAUUGAUGAGCUGGCCUUGCCGAUUGAGCUAUUUGUAAAGUUGUUACAUUAAUUUAUGGAUGUAAAUAUCUAGAAAAAACUUAAUAGAGAAAGUGAUGAAAGUUAGCAAUUAUAAAUAUAAGAUAUUAUUUUAAUUUGAUUUUUUCACAAUGUGGUUAUUUGGUUUGAGGCUCAAUAGGAAAUUUAAGUAGGAUUUUUACAGUGUGUUACCAUUAUAAUACAAUAGAUUGAUAAUGCUACUUUCUUUUCUAUAAUGCCCAGUAUAGAACCUAGAUUUAAAACAUUUUAUUAUGAAACGAGGAACUUUAGUGUCAGGUUUAAACAUUAUAAAUAAGUUAACACAAUUCUAUAUGACGUUUUCUCUUGUAUUAUUGUCAAUUUAUUGUACUAACUUAAGACUUCGUUUUGUAAUAAGGUGAAAAGGGGUUUUAGAUCUCUUCUUCCAAAUUCGAUGUAUUAAAAUCCAAAGUGUAC